Messenger RNA from Drosophila grimshawi, 734 nucleotides. It is a transcript of the gene CCHa1, whose product is annotated as neuropeptide CCHamide-1. NCBI's taxonomy places the organism in Eukaryota, Metazoa, Arthropoda, Insecta, Diptera, Drosophilidae. Gene Ontology annotation, biological process: neuropeptide signaling pathway. The record is from RefSeq and is a predicted model, not a curated record. Gene Ontology annotation, molecular function: neuropeptide hormone activity.
GUUGAGCCAACUAUCCUGUGGCAAGUGCAUUAAAAGUGAAAUUGAAGAAAAAAUAUAAACAAAAAACCGACGUAUUUUUUGAUAUUCGAAACCGUUGCUGAAAUAGUUGAAUUCGCAAACAGUUUAUCCAAAAUGUGGUAUAUUAAAUUAAGUUGGACUAUCUUGGUGUUUGUGGUGCUGUUCACGUUUGUGACAGGCUCCUGCUUGGAAUAUGGACACUCGUGUUGGGGUGCACAUGGCAAGCGUUCGGGCAACAGGGCGGCAAUUGCAGCUAAACAGCCCACACCCUACGCCGAGAAUUUAGAGGAACAACUCUUCAACAACAACAACAAAAAUAAUAAUGCAAAUGGUGUUGAUGACGAGAGCAAUAAAAUCUACAACUUGCCACUGACUGCAACCGACUUAUCAGCUCAGAGUGUGGAUGCAACGGCGCCGGAACGCAAUCGUGAUGUGAAUGAUGCGAAAUGGACGCAACUGUUGCGUCAGCAUCGCUAUCAGCUGCGGCAGAUGCAGCGUCAGUUCGAUGCCAGCGAUGCGGCAGAGAGUUGGCGCAAGUUGCAACAGGCGAUGGCCGAGGCAGAGCAGCGGCAAGGACAACAGGGGCAGCAACUGCAACAGCAGCAGCAGCAGCAACAGCCGCUGCCCAACGGCGACUUCUUUGAACUCCAAAAGUAAACAUUGACCGCAAAAUGGAAGCCAGACACACACACACACACACACACACACACACACAC